Molecule: messenger RNA, 3698 nt
Organism: Capsicum annuum
Lineage: Eukaryota; Viridiplantae; Streptophyta; Magnoliopsida; Solanales; Solanaceae
Product: probable LRR receptor-like serine/threonine-protein kinase At3g47570
Exons: 4
Coding region: 18-3548 (1176 amino acids)
Biological process (GO): protein phosphorylation
Molecular function (GO): protein kinase activity; protein binding; ATP binding
Source: RefSeq, a predicted model, not a curated record
UACCAAUAUAAGCAAUUAUGGAGAAACUUGUUGCUUUCACCUCUUUUCUCUUGUUGCUUCAGUACUAUGUUAUAUGUAGUUCAGCCAUGAACCAAUUUAAUAUCUCCACUGAUCAAUUAGCUCUUCUUUCCCUGAAAUCACAAAUCAUUUCGGACCCCUUUCAUUUCUUCGAUGAAAGUUGGUCUCCAGCUGCGUCGGUUUGCCAUUGGGUUGGAGUCACUUGUGGCUCUCGUCACAAGAGAGUGAAGUCCUUGAAUCUUUCUGACAUGGCUCUUACUGGCAGAAUUCCACGUGAUUUUGGAAACCUCACAUUUCUUGUUUCUCUCGACUUGGGUAGCAACAGUUUCCGUGGAAAUUUGCCUCAAGAAAUGGCACACUUGCGUCGGCUUAAGUUUCUUGAUUUAAGUUUUAACAGCUUCAGAGGGGAAGUUCCUUCUUGGUUUGGGUUCUUACACCAACUUCAAUUUCUUAAUCUUAGGAAUAAUAGUUUCACCGGCUCCCUUCCCUCUUCAUUUUCUAACAUUACAAAUCUUGAAAUGUUGAAUUUGGCAUUCAAUUCCUUAGAAGGUCAUAUCCCGGUUUCUCUCUUGAAUGCCUCAAGGUUGGAGACGUUAGAAUUAUCUUAUAAUUCACUUCAAGGAAACAUUCCAAAAUGGAUCGGCAAUCUUCACAACAUGAACUGGUUGGGCAUAGAAUUUAAUCAACUUAUGGGUUCUAUACCAUUUACAAUUUUCAAUAUUUCUGGGAUCGAAUUCAUUUCAUUUAGUGGCAAUAGCUUAUCAGGAAUUCUUCCCAAUGGUUUAUGCAAUGGUCUCCCAAUUCUCAAAGGGCUUUAUCUCUACAAAAACAAGCUUCGCGGUCAUAUGCCUACAAACUUAUCAAAUUGUUCACAACUUCAACUGUUGGGGUUAUCGGAAAAUGAGUUUGAUGGACCAAUACAUAGUGAAAUAGGAAGAUUGAGUAACCUGCAGAUAUUGGAUCUCGGAACGAACCAUUUCACUGGGAUAAUUCCACAAGAAAUUGGAAAUCUUGUUAAUUUGGUAGAGUUAGCCAUGGAGGAUAAUCAUAUUACUGGCUCUGUCCCGAUCUCCAUAUUCAAUAUCUCAUCGCUGCAACUUUUGUCACUGUGGAGGAACAAUCUUAGUGGAUUCUUACCACGGGAGAUUGGCAACUUAACCAACAUGCAACAUGUUGAGAUUGGUGGAAAUAAGCUUAUAGGUGAAAUACCCAAAGAGAUACGCAAUCUCAUUGAGUUGGAGGUACUUAAUCUUGGGUUUAAUAGUUUUAGUGGUUCGCUUGAUAUGGAGAUCUUCAACAUAUCAGGGCUGAGAAUAAUUCAGCUUUCACACAAUAAUCUAUCAGGAAGCCUCCCACCAAACAUGUGUUCUAUCUUACCCAACAUUGAACAACUUUUUCUGGGCAACUUAACCAAUCUUGUUGGGACUAUUCCCCAUUCCAUCUCCAAUUGUUCAAAACAUACUAUUCUAGAGCUUUCUAACAACCAACUCACAGGCUUGAUUCCCAAUUCUCUUGGAUAUUUGACUCAUCUACAAAUCGUAAACUUGGGGGGAAACAAUUUAACCAGCGACUCAUUGUUAAGCUUUCUGACUUCCUUAAUCAAUUGCAGAAAUUUAACAUAUCUUGAUAUAUCUUUCAACCCUCUAUAUGGCAUGCUUCCAGCCUCCACAGGGAACCUUUCCACAUCUCUUAGAACAUUUUUUGCCAUCAGUUGUAAAAUCCAAGGGCGUAUUCCAGAUGAAGUUGGGAACUUAAGCAGCUUAUUAGACCUUGAUCUUUCUGGAAAUAACUUGGUCGGAUCUACUCCAACAUCAAUUGGCAACUUGAGAAAGCUUCAGCGCUUCAACUUGAGUAACAACAAACUUACAGGAUUUGUUGGUGAUCAUAUAUGUAAAUUGCAGCAUCUGGGUGAUAUUUUCUUGGAUCAAAAUAAACUUUCAGGAUCUCUUCCUAAUUGUUUAGGGAAUAUUACUUCCCUCAGGGAGAUACAUCUCGGUUCCAACAAAUUGAGUUCCAAUAUACCACCAAGCUUAGGGAACCUUCAUGAUCUAGUGGUUCUUGACUUAUCGUCAAACAACAUAGUAGGUUCUUUACCUCCAGAAAUUGGAAAUCUAAAGGCUGUGACACUGAUAGAUCUGUCAAUGAAUCAAUUUUCAAAUAGAAUUCCAAGAGAAAUUGGAGGAUUGCAGAAUCUGGCACGACUUUCUUUGAGACACAACAAGUUGCAAGGAGCUAUACCUGACUCAAUGAGCAACAUGGUAGGUUUGGAAUUCCUAGACCUUUCUCAUAACAAUAUAUCUGGAAUCAUUCCUAAGUCUUUGGAGAAACUUCAAUACUUGAAGUAUUUCAAUGUUUCUUUCAACAAAUUGUAUGGUGAAAUACCCUCGGGAGGUCCUUUCAAGAACCUCUCGAGUCAGUUUUUCAUCCACAAUGAAGCAUUGUGUACUUCUUCAAGAUUUAGUGUCCCGCCAUGCCCCACUCCAUCUAAGCACAAAUCAAAUAGGAACAAAUUGCUAGUUCUUUUUCUUUUGCUAGGACUAGCAUUUUUAUUUGUUCCUAUCACUUUUGUGUUUGUAUGGAUAGGGUAUAGAAGAGGUAAAAGAGCUCCUCAACAAACUGAUGCAUUGUCUGCCAUUACAAGAGAAAGAAUUUCAUACUAUGAAUUGCUCCAAGCAACUGAUGCGCUUAGCGAGAGUAAUUUGAUUGGUUCCGGAAGUUUUGGCUCUGUUUACAAAGGUGUUCUCAGAAGUGGAACUGCCAUUGCAGUUAAAGUGUACAACCUACAAAUUGAUGCGGCAUUCAAGAGUUUUGAUAGGGAAUGUGAAGUUCUGCACAGCCUUCGCCAUAGGAAUCUUGUAAAAGUCAUCACUAGUUGUUCCAACCUUGAUUUUAAGGCUUUAGUGCUCGAGUAUAUGCCAAAUGGAAGUCUUGAGAAGUAUUUGUAUUCGCACAACUACUUCCUCGACAUCAAGCAGAGACUAAGCAUAAUGAUAGAUGUGGCAUGUGCUUUGGAAUAUCUUCACCAUGGGUGCUCGUUGCCUGUGAUUCACUGUGACGUGAAGCCUAGUAACGUCUUGCUGGAUGAAGAUAUGGUUGCCCACCUCAGCGACUUUGGUAUUUCAAAACUGCUUGGUGAAGAUCAGGGUGAUUUGUACACUAAAACCUUAGCAACAUUGGGGUAUAUUGCGCCAGAGUAUGGACUGGAAGGACUAGUGUCAUCAAAGUGUGACGUCUAUAGUUAUGGAGUCAUGUUGCUGGAAACGUUUACUAGGAGAAAGCCUAAUGAGUUUGAAGGAGAUCUUAGCUUGAAGAAAUGGGUGAGUUAUUCACUUCCAGAUGCAGUAAUGGACGUCGUGGAUGCCAACUUGGUAACAACAACAGGUAAAGGCUUACAGAAGGAGCUAGAUGUUAUGGAAUCAAUCAUGAAAGUAGCAUUAGAUUGUUGUGUUGAAUCUCCGGCAAGAAGGACUAACAUAAAAGAUGUUGUAGGAAUGCUGCAGAAGAUCAAGAUUCAACUUCUUGCAUGCUGAGCAUGUUCUCGGAAUCUCUCGUUCCAAAUUACUUGUUUGUUGCAAAUGUUUGCUAAAUUGUUAGAUUUAUGUGAAGAUUGUUACUUUUUUUAUAUGUUUUAGUAAUUGAUUUGUGGAUGAUUCUGUUUUCAAAAAUGCUAGCUGGUUGCA